Molecule: messenger RNA, 708 nt
Organism: Macadamia integrifolia
Lineage: Eukaryota; Viridiplantae; Streptophyta; Magnoliopsida; Proteales; Proteaceae
Exons: 3
Coding region: 211-708 (165 amino acids)
Source: RefSeq, a predicted model, not a curated record
GCAAGAGAAUGCAUUGUGCACCAAGCCAAUUCACACUCAUUUGAAGUGGUAGAUAUGCAUGGUGGCAGGGUUGUGGUGAAUCAGUCAGCUAAUAUAUGUGGUUGUAGGCUUUGACACUGUACGGGGUUGCCAUGCAAACAUGCAGUAGCAGCUAUCACACACAGUAGGGGGUCACUUCAAGCUUAUUACAGCUCAUACUAUAGUGUCAACAUGUAUCUUAAGGUAUUUAGUGAGUUCAUUAAACCACUACUAGCAUUGGCUGAUUUGGUGAUUGAUAUCUGCGCUGGGAUUGUCCAACCUCCACUACUUAAGAGAAGACCUGGUAGACCUCAAAAAAGUAGAAAAAUGGAAUUUGAUAAGGGUCCUGCCAAGAAUAAAUCUUCAAGUGUGAAAUAUGAUAUCUGCAACAUACCUGGCCACAACAGAAUUACAUGUCCUCGAGGUGACGAACAACCGAAGAAAAAGAACAAAACAGGAAAGAAGAGAAAGCAAGGGGAGGAGAUUCAGUAUGAAGGUAGUAGCUCCCAAGUACUAAUAAGGUCACAAGCAACAUCUCAGCCUACACAGCAAACAAUUCAGGAUAGAGCUUUAACCCAACAUGCUAUCAAGAACUCGAAAUGGAGGACCAAAUAUGUUAAAAGAAGUAGGAAAAUAUGUUUAUUGCGUUAUGGAACUAUUUGUUUGUUUCCUUAUGUGUUGGAACAAUGA